Messenger RNA from Mytilus californianus (California mussel), 1060 nucleotides. RefSeq lists its product as uncharacterized. The coding region runs from base 46 to 990 and encodes 314 amino acids. The transcript has 3 exons. NCBI's taxonomy places the organism in Eukaryota, Metazoa, Mollusca, Bivalvia, Mytilida, Mytilidae. The record is from RefSeq and is a predicted model, not a curated record.
UCACUAGAAUAAAUUCCAAUUGCUUUAAACAAAGAGUUCUUAGAGAUGAUGAGAUUCCAGACCAUUUUCUUUUCGAUGGCGUUGACCACAAUGACAGUGGCAGCCUAUGCACCCACGGAAAAGCAUGCAUUAGAUAUACAUGGAGUGAAGAAGGUUUUACAGGCCGAAAACACUGUUGGGAGAGACUUUAACGGGCGUCGUGGUGUCGGCUCCCUUUCUGUACUGGAUGUUAUUGAUGCAAAUAGACGAGCAGGAUCAAGAGCAGUUGGAACAUCUCAUGGAAUAGGCAAUGAAUUUAUAAGACACGGGUCAUCAGCCAGUAGAGGAUUGUCUGGGGGUUCUAUUGGAGGCAGGACAUCUGUAUCUGAAAUCAUUAGAAGCUCUUCAGCUGGUGUUUCCCGUGCUUUACCUGACGAUGACAGUAUCAGUAGCUGUCAUUAUGGGUGUGGAGGAGAUAAAUUAUGUCGUUCAGGACAUAAAUGUAUUCAAAAUGGCUGUAGCAGCUACUGCGUCGAAAUUUCUUCUGGAAGUAUAAUUGGUGCAUCUGGAUUGUCGGACUCUAUAAAAAGGGAAAUAAUUAGAAGUUUAUCAUCUGGCUUUACCAGAGUUUCCAGCAAUGAUGGUAAUUUAUCAUCUGGCAGCAGAAUUGGUUCAUCUGGUCUGGCUAGAAAUUUGGAUCUAUCUAGAAAUGCUCAUUUGGAAACUAUAGGUAGUAGCCGUGCAAUAUCUGGUCAUACAGGUUCAGAUAUUCUUGACGCAAUUACCUCUAGACGAAGUGGGCUUGAUGUAUUGGACACAGUUUCCUUAAGACGAAGUGGAUCAGUUAGUUCUUCAGGGUCAGGAAUCGUUUCUCAGUCAGUGGUAGGAGGAAAAACUGGUUGCAAGACAGACUGUUAUCGUGAUUCAGAUUGUCCAUCAAACAAAUAUUGUGCCACUGUUAAUUGCCACAAAAUUUGCCGUAGAAAGCCGUCUAAAGGAUACACACGAUAGACAAAAGAUGAAAUCCAAAAUUUCUACACAUACAAACUAUUUCUUUCUUAUGAAAUAAAAUGUUAUACAA